Molecule: messenger RNA, 1804 nt
Organism: Cotesia glomerata
Lineage: Eukaryota; Metazoa; Arthropoda; Insecta; Hymenoptera; Braconidae
Product: SET domain-containing protein SmydA-8-like
Exons: 7
Coding region: 232-1695 (487 amino acids)
Molecular function (GO): protein binding
Source: RefSeq, a predicted model, not a curated record
AAAUGAAUAAAAACCUUUUUUCUUCACGAACAGUAGAAGCAUUGGUUGUUCUGUUUUAAGAUCACUCUAUUUUAAACUCCUUCUGAUACAUGUUUCAGUCACACUCAGUUACUCUGAAUAUCAACACACACCAAACGUAUUCUUAUUAUCAUCAAGCCUUUGUUAUUCUACAAAUUACUCAUUAACUAUAAUAAUAAUAAUAAGAAAUACCCAAUAAUUAACUUAUCAAAAAUGUUAGAACCACAAGCUACGGAAAAUCUUAUCCGACAACACUUAAAAGAACAUAAUCUACUGAAAAGUAAAGAAGAUCAAGUAUGGGAAAUUCGUAAUUCAAAAGUAAGUGGCCGUGGAUUAUUUGCUAAGUGUGAUAUAAAACAGGGUGAGUUAAUAUUCAUUGACACGCCAAUGAUCAUUGGACCACGUUGCUAUCAGAAAUAUCUUCCCAUGUGUAUCAACUGCUAUAAAUCCGGAUGCACAUUGUUCUCCUGUGACCGAGGUUGCGGCCUCCCAAUAUGUUCUAAUGAGUGUGAAAACUCUAGGAGUCACAUAGAGUUUGAAUGUGAACGGCUGCAAAGUUGGCAGCCUACUUGCGGAAGUAUGUGGUCCAUGGAACUUCUUCAGGCAGUGGUUCCAAUCAGAUCACUUUCAUUGUCUUCGUAUCAAAGAGACCUUGUUCGUACGCUUCAACAACAUGAAGGUCCACUACAUGGCCGUGAGAUAGAACUGCUGAAGAAAAAUAUUUCAAAAGCAAUCGAUCCAGAGGACGAAGAACUUAUGCUCCAAGUAUGUCGUGCAUUUGAUACUAACGCAUUUGAAACAGCUAUACGUGUUGACGACAAGACUUCGAUAAGUCUUCGAGGUCUCUAUCCUCUAGGAGCAUUGAUAAAUCACUCUUGCUUACCAAAUACCCGGCACUAUUUCAAUGAUAGAGGGUUUAUGUUCACGCGCGCUACAGUUCUUAUUAAAAAAGACGAAGAACUUACGGGAACUUACGUUGAUUUAAUUUGGGGUACUAUUUUACGAAGAAAGUAUUUGCUUUUUUCUAAACACUUCGAAUGCUGCUGCAAAAGAUGUGCAGAUUCUACGGAAUUUGGAACUAACAUCAGCGCUCUGAGAUGUGCUAAUUUAAAAUGCUUUUCAUACAUUUUUCCUGAUGAUCCAUUGAAUUUUAAAAGUUCUUGGACUUGUCGUGAUUGUAAUGUCAAAGUUUCUAGUAAGCAAAUUGAAUCAAUUUAUUCGGCACUUAAUACGAUGAUCAAUAAUGUUCUAAGUGAACCCCCUCGAAAUCUUUUGGAGUUUAUUGAAGGUGAGUUAAAAAUUCUCGUACCUCCGGUCAAUCAUCUUUUGUUGGAUAUGAAGUUUCACGCAGUGUCUUUUUUUGGACGGACUGAAGAACUUGAAUGGAAAAAUUUGUCGGAUAAGGAGCUUGAGUUGAAGGCUCAGUAUUGCAAUGAUUUAAUAAAAAUAUUAGACCAAUUGGGGUGUGGUGAUUGUCAAAAAAAAGGUUUGAUUCUUAAUGAACUUUAUUGCACAAAAAAAGAGCAACUUUCGCGAAAAUUAAGCAGUGAUAAAGAAGAAAUCAAAUUGAAAAUUAAUAAGGAGCUUACAGAAAUAGCGGACAAAGUUAAAAAAAUUCUAGAAUGUGACUUUGAAGCUGCAGAUGAUUUUAAAAAUUUGAAUGUAUCAAAUGAUUAAGUAAUGUUGUUAGUUUAUUAUUAGCAUGUGUAAUUAUAACAACUAUACUCUUGUUGUUGAAUAGCAUUUACUAGAUGUUAUUUUUCUGAUAUUAAUAUACAGUACAAAA